Poecilia reticulata (guppy) is the source of this 2080-nucleotide messenger RNA. RefSeq names its product methionine adenosyltransferase II, alpha-like (gene mat2al). Gene Ontology annotation, molecular function: ATP binding; methionine adenosyltransferase activity. Gene Ontology annotation, biological process: S-adenosylmethionine biosynthetic process. The record is from RefSeq and is a predicted model, not a curated record. Lineage: Eukaryota; Metazoa; Chordata; Actinopteri; Cyprinodontiformes; Poeciliidae.
AGCGACACCUAGCGGCUCCUUUCCUGACAAACAUUCCUGGAAGGUGUUCAGCCAUUAGCCUGCAGGGUUCGGAAAGGCCCCGAAAACUUUCACCGAGAUGAUUUAUAGCAGCUCAUUUCCGCAGGAGCGCUGAAGAAAGGUUUUAUCAGGCUGAUUUUUAUCAAAACCAACCUGAGCUUCAACCUCCACACUUAGUUAAACAUUGCUUUUUACAGCCCCUACGGUCAUUUCUCUCUUUUUUUUUUCUUUUACUCUGCGUCGCCACGUUUGGACUCCGUUAAACCUCCGUUUCUCUUCAGCAGAGAUGAACCCCAGCAGCGGAAAGCGCAGCGGGAAGACUUUCCUGUUCACGUCCGAGUCUGUGGGGGAAGGACACUCUGAUAAAAUGUGCGAUCAGAUCAGCGACGCCGUCCUGGAUGCUUACCUGAGUCAGGACCCGGACUCUAAGGUGGCCUGUGAGUGUGUGGCAAAGACUGGCAUGAUUUUACUGGUGGGAGAAGUGACAUCUAAAGCCAUCGUGGAUCUCCAGUCCAUCGUCCGAGACACCAUCAAGAAGAUCGGCUAUGAUGACUCGUCGAAAGGUUUCGACUACAAGACCUGCAACGUGCUGGUGGCCCUGGAGCCGCAGGCCGAGGAGAUAUCAGACUGUGUGUUUGAAGGAAGAGAUCAGGAGGACAUCGGGGCUGGGGACCAGGGCUUGAUGUUUGGCUACGCCACUGAUGAGACGGAGGAGUGCAUGCCUCUAACCCUCCUGCUGGCUCACAAACUCAACCGCAGGAUGAGGGAGCUUUCUCUUAACGGAGAGUGUCCUUGGAUACUACCAGACUCCAAGUCACAGGUUACGGUGGAGUACCGAGACAGCGAGGGCGCCCUGGAGCCGCUGCGCAUCCACACCGUGGUCAUCUCCGUGCAGCACAGCCCCGACAUCACCCUGCAGGAGAUCAGACACAACCUGAUGGAGAAGGUGGUGAAAGUUGUCGUUCCUGCCAAGUAUCUGGACGAGAAAACCAUCUACCACCUGCUGCCGAGUGGCAAGUUUCUGAUGGGAGGCCCACAGGGUGACGCAGGACUCACAGGACGUAAAAUCAUCGUGGACACCUACGGAGGGUGGGGCGGCCACGGAGGUGGAGCUUUUUCUGGGAAGGACUACUCCAAAGUGGAUCGGUCAGGUGCCUACGCGGCCCGUUGGGUCGCCAAGUCUCUGGUCAAAGCGGGGCUGUGCAAGAGGGCCCUCGUUCAGAUCUCGUACGCCAUCGGUGUGAGUCACCCGCUCUCCAUCACCGUGUUCCACUACGGCACGUCGGACAGGGACGAAGACGAGCUGCUGCAGAUAGUGAAGAAGAACUUUGACCUCCGACCUGGAGUCAUCGUUAGAGAGCUGGGACUAAAGCGGCCGAUUUACCAGGCCACGGCCUGCUACGGUCACUUUGGAAGAAAAGAGUUUCCAUGGGAACAACCCAAGAAACUUGUGUUUUAACUCAAGAUAUUAACAGAUAUGCCCAAGAUCAUUAGCAAAAUACAUUUUAGUGUUGUUGAUUUAUUUCUUUGUUCUUUAAUGAAAUCACAGAUGAAGAUUUAUGUAAGCCGUUUAAUAUACAGUCGUAGGCACCCUAUGAAGAUACGUAUGUUUAGCAUAUUCUUAAAAACUCUUAAAUUCAUGUACCUAAAAUUAAGGUCUUCAAUUCAUUUUAGAAAAUGUUAGUAGGUCUUAAAUUUGUUAAUCACAGGUCUGAAAUUUUGCAUUCUAUGUAGUUUAAUUUUCUCGUGAGACUUUUCUGUCAGGCAAACAUUUGCAUCGCCCGCAGACGUCAUUUCAUUCUGUGACUCGAGGCGAUUGAGGCUAACGCUAACUGCCUGCUAAUAAAAUAGGAAAUGGUAAUGAACCUAUGACCUCAUUUCACGUCCUGUAAAUGGAUUUAAUAAUUCUCCGUGAGAUUUUCUUUCUUUCUUUUUUUUUACUUUGAAUAUACUCAAUUGUGACCUAAUUCUUGUUUUAAACUUCUCCCCGAACCGUCCGCUGUCCUCCUUGAUCUCCAUGUUCGCCGUUUGUUUUCCAAUAAACCUCUGAGGCCUUCACUGA